Entrophospora candida is the source of this 127-nucleotide messenger RNA. Lineage: Eukaryota; Fungi; Glomeromycota; Glomeromycetes; Entrophosporales; Entrophosporaceae. The record is from the annotation of a GenBank genome assembly.
AUGGUAUCUGAUAAAGAAACAUCAAAUACUUUAGAUAAUUAUUUUCAACAAGAAAAUGAUGAUAUAUAUGAAAUUUCAUCAAUUACACCAGAAUUGUCAAAUAACAAAAGAAAACAUGCUGUCAGAA